Messenger RNA from Penicillium verrucosum, 1722 nucleotides. Its product is annotated as sugar porter family MFS transporter. Gene Ontology annotation, molecular function: carbohydrate:proton symporter activity. NCBI's taxonomy places the organism in Eukaryota, Fungi, Ascomycota, Eurotiomycetes, Eurotiales, Aspergillaceae. Gene Ontology annotation, cellular component: membrane. The record is from RefSeq and is a predicted model, not a curated record. The coding region runs from base 1 to 1722 and encodes 573 amino acids. Gene Ontology annotation, biological process: carbohydrate transport; transmembrane transport. The transcript has 3 exons.
AUGGCAGUCAGCCAGUCUGUCGUUGGCCGUGCUAACGCAGGGAAGGCCCAUGGUAUCAUUGGCCUUCUCAAAAACCCAUUCGUCUCCUUGACAUGCUGCUUUGCCUCUCUGGGUUGUAUCAUGUAUGGUUACGACCAGGGAGUCAUGGGCCCCAUCCUGGUUAUGGAGAAUUUCCAAAACCAUUUCCCGACCUUUGGAGGAUCCACCAUUCAGGGCUGGUUGGUGUCUGCUCUAGAGCUAGGUGCCUGGGCCGGUGCUCUGCUGAAUGGAAUCCUCGCUGAUCGUAUCUCUCGCAAAUAUGCCAUGAUGACUGCUGUCUUGAUCUUUACCUUAGGCACUGGCCUACAAACUGGUGCACAAACACCUGCCUAUUUUUUUUGCCGGCCGGAUUAUCGGUGGUGUGGGAAUUGUAUGGUCAUUCCGCUUUACCAGGCCGAAAUUGCUCCUCCAGAACUACGUGGAUCUCUAGUCUCUCUUCAACAGCUGUCUAUUACGAUUGGCACCGCUAUCUCCUUCUGGCUCGACUACGGCAUGCAAUUUGUCGGCGGUACGACCUGCGAUCCCGAGGGUAUCGCUAACCCCUACCUCGCUAGUGGUGCCUUUGACGCUACCCUUAGCAACGGACAUACCUGCCUCGGCCAGAAGACUAUCGCCUGGCGCCUACCUCUAGCCAUACAAAUUAUUCCUGCUUGGAUCCUUUUCUUCGGCAUGUUCUAUUUCCCCUUCUCCCCUCGCUGGUUGAUGAUGAAGCACCGUGAGGACGAAGCUCUCGCUUCUCUCUCGAGACUCCGCCGUCUCCCAUCCAACGACCCUUACGUCCGCGCCGAAUUCCUUGAAAUUAAAGCGGCUGUCAUGUUCGACGAAGAAACCGAGCGCGAAUCUGUCGGUGCUGGUGGUUCUCUGGCUCCCUGGAAGGCACUCUUUGCCCCUAACAUGAUUAAGCGUCUUUUCCUUGGCUGCGGUACUAUGAUUUGUCAACAAUUUACCGGUAUCAAUGCAGUCCUAUACUACGCACCCCAGAUUUUUGCCAGUUUCGGAUUCAGCUCCACCACGCAGACUCUUCUGGCUACUGGUGUGACCGGAAUUUUGCAGAUAGUCUUUACUCUCCCUGCCGUGCUCUAUCUUGAUAAAUUUGGUCGCAAAACCUUCCUUAUCGUCGGCGCCAUUGGCAUGUUCUGCUGUCAUAUCGUUGUGGCCACAGUCGAGGGUAUCUUUAAACCUAAAUGGGACCUCAACCAGGGUCUGAACAAAGGACAGGGAUGGGUUGCUAUUGUCUUUAUUUGGCUGUUUGCAGUGAACUUCGCCUACUCUUGGGGCCCUGUCGCAUGGGUCCUGACCCAGGAGAUCUUCCCUAAUAGCCAGCGCUCCAGGGGUGUUGCCAUUGUUGCUAGUACCAACUGGAUGUUCAACUUCAUCAUCGGUUUGACGACGAAGCAUAUGUUGGAUUCGAUGAAGUACGGCACCUACAUUUUCUUCGCCAUCUUCAGUGGCCUAGGCGGUCUUUUCAUUUGGAAGUUCGCACCCGAAACCAAGGAUAAGACCCUUGAGGAACUAGAUGUGUUCUUCGGUGGCUCCGAGGCAAGCAUUGCUGAGGCCGAUCGUCUCCGCAUGCAGAGAAUUAACCAAUCUCUGGGCCUAACUGGUGUUGAGAGGGUCGAGGACCUGAAGGAUACUACCAUCACCUCGGAGCAGAUCGAGAUGCAGGAGAGCAAGAAGGCCUGA